AUGACCCUCUGUACAACAUUUGCAGAGCUCGACAUCUGCAAGUUCAACAUGGCAGCCAGUGUGCUGCCCUGGACGCGCAGUCUCGCCUAUCUAGAACAGAAAAGCCUCAAUGGAUGUCGAUUCUGCACCCUGCUAUGGGAGGUGGCUUCAAGCAUGAGGAAAGGUUUCCGCAAACAGGAAUAUGAACAUAUUACGCCGGCCAAGAAAGCUUUGCCCGACACAUGCCGCUGGCUUCGACUUCAUGUUAGAGGAACUGGCACCAACAAGGAUAAGCCUCGGCUCAAUACGGUUCAUGUGGUCCUGGCCAAUGACAAGUUUGCGAGUUCGACCGUGGAUCAUAUCAAUGUUUUGAUCACAGAGGAGUUCACCAAUUACGAGAUAUGUCUUGCCGCAGACGAUGAGAGCCGGGCAUUGCAAAGUGGAAUGCUAGGAGGGAGAUAUCUAGGCACAGACAGGGACACUCCUGAGUUUUACGAGAUGCUAAACCAGUGGUUGGAUCAAUGCAUGAACGGCGGUCGGGCACACACGGCGUGUGCCAAAUUGACAUCAGGAGACGCACGCCCAAAGCCCUCGGAGUCACCUCUUCCAACGCGGUGCGUCAAGGUGACAGAGAACCAUGUCUGUCUAGAAAACACCGGCGGUAAGAAGGGAAAGUACAUCACGCUGAGCCAUAGGUGGCAUGACAACACGUCAGCAUGCAAUACCACCGUCUCAAAUCUCGGCGACCGUCUAAACGAGGUGGACGUGCAUAUGCUCACUCCGACUUUUCAAGAUGCCAUAGCAGUUGCUCGGGGCCUCAAAAUCUCCUAUAUCUGGAUCGACAGCCUCUGUAUCACCCAAAGUGGAGAUAACGGUCAAGACUGGACAGAAGAGGCAACAAGGAUGGGAGAUUAUUAUCAGCACUCACUCUUCACAAUCUGUGCCAUCAGUGGAGCAGAAGAGCAUGGCUUCUUGGAGAUGAAGAGCCCGGGCAUGGAGUCUAUUGCCCAGCUGCCGUUCUUUGAAGACGGGAAGCGUGCUGGUCACAUGUAUGCGUAUCGACGACCACUCAAAGCUGAGAGGCUGUUCUCUCGUGAUGUUGACUAG
Molecule: messenger RNA, 1086 nt
Organism: Fusarium falciforme
Lineage: Eukaryota; Fungi; Ascomycota; Sordariomycetes; Hypocreales; Nectriaceae
Product: HET domain-containing protein
Exons: 2
Coding region: 1-1086 (361 amino acids)
Source: RefSeq, a predicted model, not a curated record